UGACCGUGUGUUUACCGCGAUUAAGCCGUCACCACAUUCGGCCAACUGUCCUCAUCUGCGGUAUUAUUACAUCAGACAUUAUUGUUCAUCUCCGCCAGACUUAAAAUUAGAAGACACGAUAAACUUUCAAAUUUUCAUUAGUAUUCAGACUUUUCGUUUUUAUUCACUUUCUUUUCCAGACUUGCUCCAACAGAUCCAGAGCACACCACGUGAGAUUCCAACAAACAUACCUCAAGGUUUCCGUUUCAGAAUUGCCUGUUUGUAAAUCUUUGUUUGAACUCACUUUGAUCUGAAAAUUUCACUGCAUCGGACUUCGUGGGAUCAACUUUUCACUCUCCAUUCAAAUAACAAACGAAGAUUCCAUAUAACUAUCGAUCGUCUAUUUAUAAGCUUCUGAAUCUUCGAUAGUAUUCAUAACUUACCUACAUUAACUGUCAUAUAUCCUGAGAUCAUUUGAUAUCUUCAAUAUCAAUAACUAUCCAAUCACUCCCAACAUGCUCAAAGGACUCAGAAAGAAGGCUCUGAUUCUUCUGAUUUCAUCCACACAACUGGAUACGCCUGCCAACAACUACGACAAGGUACUAAAGCAGGUACGAGACUUUGAAAUUGCGCUCCAGGCCAUGGAUUUCUUGCUAGACGACAGAACCGAUGAAGGAACCAAGUUACUUCAGAAGGAAGCGCAGCUCCACAGUCAAUCAGGAUCCGACCAGCCGGCUGGGAUCUUCCCACUUGCUCUCGGAGUUAUGGAAUUCAUUGAAGCUACGCUAGGCUUUGAAACCGAAGUCAUGGAACGUGCCAACCGCACACUUUCUGAGGCAGAAACAGCUUCGUUGAACAAUUCCAAGUACAAUGUGAAAUACAGCUUGGCUACAUCGUACAUCUAUCCGCCUGGAACCGAGUUCCAAGUCACGUACGCUGAGCUGACACUUUUGAAUGCGUUGGUGAUGUUGCUCAAAGAGAACAACGGAAUGGUGGAAGGUGCUAAAGCGUUGUUCAAGUUGAGAAGAGCAUACCAAACGUUGGAUUCAGUAUACAAGAAAAUCAAGGAUCUGGAGCCUAUCUUCAAUAAGAACUUAUCCAAGUUGAAGAAGGAGUCUCUUUCCAACAUGAACAAUAUCAGCACGUCGGAUCUCCCUGGUUACAAAUCGAAUUCUUCUAUGUCUUCUAACGGAGGUUCUUCUGCUUCUCUCGCUUCGGAUGUGAAAUUGAUGAAAGACUUGGAGAAAGUGUACCAGAUGAGAAAGGGCCGUAUAGAGGGGACUAACUUGGGAAAUAAUGCCCCAGAAAAGAUCAAUUUCUUCGAAGGCUUUGAAGACAGGUCUUCCAACUCGUCAAUUGUUUCAUCGGCUGCUACUUCAACUUCAAACUUAUCUACGACUGAAUCUGCUACCGAUAACCAACUCCACGUCUCAACUGUAGACGAGUUUAUCCAUUCAGGCGUUCAGUUAUGCUUCGGCAUCUUGCAGGUGGUUCUUUCAUUAAUUCCACCUGCCAUUGGGAAGGUCUUAUCCAUUGUAGGGUUCAAGGGCGAUCGAGAAAUUGGGCUCAAGAUGCUCUGGAGAACAGCAAUCACCAGCAGGAAUAUACACGGUGAGUUGGCUCUCUUGUGUCUCUUAGUAUUCUACGACGGCCCCGUGCAAUUUGUAGACGUGGGAUUCCAGUUACCGGGCCACGAGGACUCCAAAGUCAAGGACGUUCUUUCCUUAGACGGGAAGACGACUGUGUCUGAGUCUGAGUUGAAGAAGAUCUUACAGAAUCCAGCAUUGUACACCCCUCAAUUGUUGAAGAGAGCCAGGGCUUUCUUUCCACAUAACGCCCUUUGGUUACUUCAAGAAGGUAGAGUUUUGGCAGCUCAGGGUGAGCUUGAGAAGGCUACUCAGUUGAUGCAAUCUUUCACAGACGACAAGUCCAACAAGAUCCGCAUGCAGCAGGUGGAAGCAUUAUUGGUAUUUGAUCGAGGCAUGUUCUAUGCAUUUCAACACGACUAUGACAAUGCUGCCCGGGACUUUGUCAAAUUGAUAGAUAUUAACUCGUGGUCCAAAGGUGUUUAUUUGUUCAUGGCAGCAUCAUGUUACUUGGAAAAGUACAGAAUGAUCGAAAUGGGCUUGGUCGAUGUAGAAGACAAGGAAAAGGAGUUGCGUAAGUACGAAGAUUUAGCCGUGAAAUACUUUGAAUUGGCACCUACGUAUGUUCCAAAUCAUGGACACAACUCCACCAGCAAGAAGCAGUUGCCAUUUGACAAAUUCUUGUUGAGAAAGUUGAGACAUUUGGAAGAGCGCAAAAGGCAGUAUCCAAAGUUGAAGUUUGUAGAUUUGAUUGGUACGUCGUUGAUUCACGAAUUGGUUUAUUUCUGGAACGGCUACAAUAGAAUGUCAGAAAAAGACUUGCAGUUGUCCUUAAAAUUGUUGGCAUAUUCAGGAGAAGUCAAUGCUGAAUUGUCUGCCAACAGCGAAACCGCCAGUUACACAAAGAUUGCUGAGUCUGAAGAUGAAGCUAUGAUCAGAUACUUCUUGCAGGCAAUCGUGUUAAGACUGACUGGAAAAGUCAGCGAGGGUCUUUCUAUCCUCGAAAAUCAUGUCAUUUCCAAGUAUGUCGUGGCCGAUCUUCCCCAGUUCAAGUUCAAUAAGAUGACCUAUAGUCCUUAUUUGUAUCCGACAGCUCUCUACGAAAAGACGAUGUUCAUUUGGAUUUUGAGAACAACCCAUGUUGAGAAGUUGGAUGUAAGAAAGGCCGUCCAGGAAAGCAAGAACUGUUUAAAGAAGGCAGAGAUUGUAGGGGAGGGAGACUACGAGCUUAGUAACAGAACCGGAAUGAGAAUGAAGGCUGCUGGCGAUAGACUUGACCAACUUGGCCAUGGUCAUUAGCAUAAAAAUUUCACUGGAGAUUACAAAAGUAAAAUACAUUCAUGAAUUUUAUUG
Molecule: messenger RNA, 2918 nt
Organism: Scheffersomyces stipitis CBS 6054
Lineage: Eukaryota; Fungi; Ascomycota; Pichiomycetes; Serinales; Debaryomycetaceae
Gene: IML2
Product: Iml2p
Exons: 2
Coding region: 495-2864 (789 amino acids)
Cellular component (GO): cytosol; nucleus; mitochondrial outer membrane
Molecular function (GO): protein binding
Source: RefSeq, a predicted model, not a curated record